AUGUCGGAAACUCUUACCAAAAGACUAGCCAGCUCUAACACGGGUUCUCGUCAGUCGAGGUCUUGCAAAGUCUGUCGCACUCGCAAGGUCAAGUGUGAUCGCGUGAAACCAUGCCACGCUUGCUGUACGCACGGGUAUCCGUCGCACUGCAUCUACGACAUUGCCCCUGGCGAAGAUUUCCGGCCACUAUCCCAGGCCGAUGAAAUUCGUAAUUUGCGGAAUGAGAUUCGAGACUUGAAUUCGCGGAUUGAAGAUUCGAGUCCGUCGCAACGGCGCCUAAAACAGCUGCGAAACUUUUUCGAAACGAUCCGAACUGCUUCCGACGAUGUAGUAGACCGUCUCAUCGCCGAAAUCAGAGGGCAAGGGCAAUCGAGCCACCGGGACAAGCGCGCCGAACCAUGGAUGGAAUCAUACAGUGGCACAAAAUACGUCAACGCCGACCGCGUGCGUGGCGAGAAUGCGGAACAAGACCUGUCGGUGGUCCCGCGUAGAUAUAGCCGAGAUGCGUCCGAAGAAAGCGAUUCUGCUUACGGGUCUAUCUGUCGCAUGGACUCGACGUCUUCAAUGCUCGACGUUUUCAUCGAACGGUUCGUCGACGCUUUUAGUCCAGAAGUCGACGCGAAAGCUGGCGAGGCCGGUGCGAUACGACGGGCUGCCGAGAUUCGAAUGUUCUCACCUAUCCUCCGCGAUGCCUUCGAGUCAGUCAGUCAGGUCUUCUUCGGGCGUUCCGUCGAGAACCAGACCGUCGAGGUCAGAGGAUUCUCUGCUUACCCCCGGGUUUUGCGAAGCCUGCAGGAAGCCUUGCUGGACUCGGAGCGGAGCAAGGCAGAGUCCACACUGGCCACGGUUGUUUUGUUAAUGGCGUUCGAGAGUGUGGAACGUACUGGCCAAGCUUCACUGAUAGCCCAUGUUCUGGGCGCAUUACGUCUGAUUCAGCAUCGCGGUCCCGAAAACCACAUGUAUGGCGUGGAGCACCUCAUCUUCACCGAGCUCCGACCAUAUUGGGUUUCAGCAUCGUUCACAGCCCGGAAGCCAUCAUUCCUCGCCCAAGAGAACUGGAAGACAGUACCUUGGUCGGCUGGGACAACCCCGAAGAACAUCCUCCACUAUCUACUUGAUCUGGCGGUUGAGAUACCAGGCUUUCUAUCACAGUACGACGACCUUCAAGCGGGUAUCGACUUGAAUAUACUCAGUCCGCAUGAAAAGUCGGUCAAGCAGAUUGCGUUGUGGAAUGGGGUCGGCGAUCUCACCAACCGCUUUACCUUAUGGAAAAUAAACUCUGUAGACGGCUAUCCUGACGGACCACCAGCAGAAGUCCCCGCGGCGGUAGAGGACGCAGCCCAGUUUCCCAUUUUCCGCUGUCGCGACCUCCGCACAGGAGCCGUCAUCACGCCUACAAAAUUUGAAUACCCUGAUCUACUCCUGACGCAAACUAUGUGCAUCUACUACACCGCGCGUCUGAUCUUAUCAUCGGUUGACACCCGGCCAACAGAUCGAGUCGGACCCCUGGAGCAGUAUCAACUCGCCUGCGGAAUCUGCCGCAGCCUUGAGUGGUACAUUCUCAAGUCCCCCGGUAAUAUGAUCAACCGACUCGCGUUUCCUGUUCGUGUCGCUUGGGAAGCCUUUCCAGACGGUGGUCCUGAACGAAGAUUCCUCUGGGAGGUCUUGAAGCUGGUGGAGAAACGUCACUCACUCGCCCUUUGGGGCAGCGGUAUGGAGGAGCUCUCCGUGCGACAUAAUUCCCCUCCCAGAGCUACCCAUUCCACGGUGGGCGCCUAG
This is a messenger RNA of Aspergillus mulundensis, 1779 nucleotides long. RefSeq names its product Zn(II)2Cys6 transcription factor domain-containing protein. Bases 1 to 1779 code for a protein of 592 amino acids. Gene Ontology annotation, biological process: regulation of DNA-templated transcription. Lineage: Eukaryota; Fungi; Ascomycota; Eurotiomycetes; Eurotiales; Aspergillaceae. The transcript is spliced from 6 exons. Gene Ontology annotation, molecular function: DNA-binding transcription factor activity, RNA polymerase II-specific; zinc ion binding. The record is from RefSeq and is a predicted model, not a curated record.